Molecule: messenger RNA, 1362 nt
Organism: Kazachstania africana CBS 2517
Lineage: Eukaryota; Fungi; Ascomycota; Saccharomycetes; Saccharomycetales; Saccharomycetaceae
Gene: SPT14
Product: phosphatidylinositol N-acetylglucosaminyltransferase SPT14
Exons: 2
Coding region: 1-1362 (453 amino acids)
Biological process (GO): GPI anchor biosynthetic process
Cellular component (GO): glycosylphosphatidylinositol-N-acetylglucosaminyltransferase (GPI-GnT) complex
Molecular function (GO): phosphatidylinositol N-acetylglucosaminyltransferase activity
Source: RefSeq, a predicted model, not a curated record
AUGGGACUGAAUAUCGCUAUGGUCUGUGAUUUCUUCUACCCACAGCUAGGUGGUGUGGAAUUCCACAUAUAUCAUCUAGCACAAAACCUGAUUCAGUUGGGCCAUUCAGUGGUGGUAAUAACACAUGCUUAUAAAGACAGGGUUGGAGUACGGUACCUAACGAAUGGUUUGAAAGUAUAUCACGUUCCUUUCUUUGUACUGCAUAGAGAGACAACAUUUCCUAGCGUCUUCUCCACUUUCCCAAUUGUUAGAAAUAUUUUAAUUAGGGAGAACAUCCAGGUUGUUCAUUCUCAUGGUAGUGGAUCUACCAUGGCUCAAGAGGCGAUUUCACAUGCAAAUACGAUGGGAUUAAGAACCGUAUUUACAGAUCAUUCACUUUAUGGAUUUACAGAAUUAGGAUCAAUUUUACUGAAUAAAUUAUUGAAAUUCACUCUUGCCAAUACCGACAGAGUUAUAUGUGUCUCAAAUGUGUGUAAAGAAAAUAUGAUAAUAAGAGCAGAUGUGGAUCCAGAAAAAUUGUCAGUAAUACCAAACGCUCUUAUAAGUGAGGAUUUUAAACCUUUAGAUAGUGAUAUUCGAAUGAAAAAAAAGGGUAGAAUUACGCUCGUAGUGAUAAGUAGACUGUUUCCAAAUAAAGGUUGCGAUCUUCUCGUUAGAAUCAUACCAAGAAUUUGUCAAGCCCACCAUGAUGUUGAUUUUAUAGUGGCUGGAGAUGGGCCAAAGUUUAUAGACUUUCAACAAAUGGUCGAAACCUGUCGACUAGAAGAUAGGGUAAGACUACUAGGCUCCGUGCCUCAUGAAAAUAUUAGAGAUGUUCUUUGUCAGGGAGAUAUAUAUUUACACGCAAGUUUGACUGAAGCGUUUGGUACUGUCUUAGUGGAAGCAGCAUCUUGUGGUCUUUUACUCGUGACAACAUGUGUCGGGGGUAUACCAGAGGUGUUGCCUCAACACAUGACAGUUUUCGCCAAAGAGACUUCUGUGUCUGCAUUGAUUGAUGCUGCGAAUAAAGGUAUUGAAUCAAUAAGAUCUGGCAAAAUAGACACUUCUUCUUUCCAUAAAGAAGUUUCUAGAAUGUACGAUUGGCUAGAGGUAGCCAAGAGGACAGAAAAGGUUUACGAGGCAGUAUACCAUGAUUCAUCUCCCAGAGACAAAAAUUGGGCUGUGAUGGUGAAAAAUUGUUAUUUUCAGAAAGGAGAUGGUAUGUGGGCAAGAUAUCUGUACGUUUUAUGUGCUAUCGUAGAAUAUUGGAUAUUCAUUGUUCUAGAGUGGCUAUAUCCACGGACAGAGAUAGACAGAGCUCUUAAGUGGCCACAGAAAAAGGAUUUCCAGAUAACUAGAAAAAGUUCUUUAAAGAAUAUGUAA